ACAUUUAUUAGUGGCAAAACGCCGAUCCAUAGAAAUUCUUGUCCAGUGGAGCGGAUUCCUAGAAAAAUAUCUGCAAAAUGGCCUCAGUAAUGAAUACCUUCAAAUUGGUGCAAAAAUUAAAUGCCACCAAUCCCGCUUUGUUCCGUCAAGCUGUUAGAAGCAUGGCCGGCUGGAACAAGGAUUAUAAACCAGCCCCUAUGCCCAAAACCGAAGAAGAGCAUUUAGCUGCUGCCAAAAAAUACUUUUUACUGCCCGAAGAAUACAAGCCCUAUGCUGACAACGGUUUGGGCUAUGGUGAUUAUCCCAAAUUGGAAGGUGGCUUAGGUAUUGAAGCUCGUGAUCCUUACUAUCCAUAUGAUUUUCCUGAAUUGAAGCGUAAUUUGCAUGAAACUCUCCAUGCCGAUGCUGAUUUGUACAGUGAAGAUCGUUGGUCACAAGCUGCUCCUCCCCGUUAUGCCAACAGCACAUACUGGUUAGGCUUUUUAGGCUGCAUGGCCGGCUGUUUGGCUUUGUUCUAUUGGUUGGACAACUACAAAAUGUAUCGUCCCGUUGCUGUUAAACAAUAUCCCGGUGAUGGCCGUAAACAUUAUACAUUUGAAACUAAAUAAACCAUAUUUAAAGAUGCUGCUAGUUUGAAUAUUAAUAAAAUUUAUUAUAAUUUUAAAAAAAAUAAUGUAUGAUGGCGUAGAUAAUAUUUUUCUGGAAAAAGUGCACAGAAUUCUUAAAGAUGAAAUGUGUGACUAAAAAAAAUAAAUUCAACUAAUAUAUAAAACCCAUAUAAAUAACAA
This is a messenger RNA of Calliphora vicina (urban bluebottle blowfly), 788 nucleotides long. RefSeq names its product NADH:ubiquinone oxidoreductase subunit ASHI (gene ND-ASHI). The record is from RefSeq and is a predicted model, not a curated record. The transcript is spliced from 3 exons. Gene Ontology annotation, cellular component: mitochondrion. NCBI's taxonomy places the organism in Eukaryota, Metazoa, Arthropoda, Insecta, Diptera, Calliphoridae. Bases 78 to 608 code for a protein of 176 amino acids.